This is a messenger RNA of Rubroshorea leprosula, 1895 nucleotides long. The record is from the annotation of a GenBank genome assembly. Lineage: Eukaryota; Viridiplantae; Streptophyta; Magnoliopsida; Malvales; Dipterocarpaceae.
AUGCACUAACCCUAUCACUUCCAACAACAUCAUUCAAAAAUGAAUGACUUCAGGGGGGGGAGUAGUGUAAGGGCAGGUCCGAGGUGCCCAACCUCGGACGUAGUCCCGAUUAUUGCUGACUUAAGCAUCGGAGUGUCUACCCCGAGGAUCCACCUCGGGGCUUUGCAGGUAGCCCCGAUUAUUGCUGACUUAAGCAUCGGAGUGUCUACCCCGAGGAUCCACCUCGGGGCUUUACAGGUCCCUAGCAACCUUCCGCCUCAUCCCCCACCCCCAAUCCCAAAUGCGUUCCCUCCUGUUGAUCAUGUAGAAGGAGAAGAUGAAAAUCAGCCACACAAUUCGGCUAGCAACUCAGCCUCUACUGCUAACCAAGACGUAGUUGCAACUCAGCUCGUUGCCAUGCAACAGCAGUUUGGUGUUUUUCAGCUAGUGCUGGCUCAGCUAUUAGCCCGGAAUAAUCCUGGUGAUCCACUCAUCAACCUACUCAAUCCUGCUCCGCAGCCCCCAGCCCCACCACAAAACCCCGAACCAGUUCAGCAUGAUCCUGCUGAUAGUGAAUCUCAGGGCCAAUCUCACAUCGCACCAGUUCAGCAACCCCCUCAUGAUGAUGUCACUCGACGUCUAGAUAGCCUAAAAAAGCUAGUGGUUGAACAACGAGGUGUCCCACCUUCACACCCUGCUGCUGACUCCGUACCCCACCCUCUCAACACCAGUAUUAUAGUGGAACCCUAUCCCGCUGGCUUCAGAAUACCACAGCUUGAAACUUAUGAUGGGACGAAGGACCCCGAUGAUCAUCUACAUGCUUUCUACUUUUGUAUGCAGGUUCAGAACGCCUCUGAUGCGUUGAUGUGCAAAAUCUUUCCCUCUACCCUCCGAGGUAAUGCUCGAACCUGGUAUUACAGUCUACCUCCGAGGUCAAUCAACUCUUACACAGAACUGACAUCCGCUUUUGCCACAAAGUUUUUCAGUAGAAGGUUGAUCAGGAAAACCACUUCUAAGCUGAUGCGAGUUAAGCAGAGGGACGGAGAGUCUUUGAAGAAUUUUAUGAGCAGAUUCAAUGAUGCAGUGCUGGAGGUUAACUCUUUCGACCAAGUUGUGGGAAUUACAGCUGUGAUCUCAGGUCUUAGCCAUGAAAGAUUCAGAGAUAGUCUGCUCAAACAUCCUGCCAACACCUUCAGCGAGGUAAAUGAUAGAUCGUUGAAAUUCAUAACUGUUGAGGAAUAUGCCCUGUUGCAGAACAUAACUCCUAUUAAGAAUCAACACCCGGACUGGAGAGAUGAGAAUCCGAACAGGAAACGGAUGAAGACAACACAGAACCGAGGUCCGAUGUCGACUUCCACCCUAAGAUUCGGAAAGCCGAACUCCGCAUCUCCGCAACAACCUGCAGGUAAACCUCAAGUCAAUUGGACUCCUUUUAAUUUACCGAUGUCACAAAUCUUUAUGCAGAUUAAGAAUAAGAUGGACUUAAGGCGUCCGGGUCCAAUGAGAACUGCUGCUGUUACCAGAGACCAUACCAGGUAUUGUGAUUUUCAUCAAGAUCACGGCCAUACAACAGAACAAUGCAAUAGUCUGAGGUCCGAGCUGGAAAGUCUGGCGCAGAAAGGAAUGUUGAACGAGUACAUUCAGAGAGUUGAACAACCACGGUUUGUCAAGGAACAAGGGACACAGCAUCAAGGAGUCCGCAAUCCCCCAAACAGGCAAGGUGUGGGAUAUCAGCAGGCCCCACCCCCACUCCCACCACCAGCUAGAGUCAUACACAUGAUUACGGGAGGUCUGGAAGCUGGUGGACUAAGCUCUAAGCAGCGAAAGUUGUAUGUCAGAGAGGUUAAGCACCAAAACAGAGCUUAGAAGCGAAAAUUUAACGAUGCUGAGUGGAAGAAUCAACCCAUCACUUUCAC